AUGGACGCGGGCAUCGACGCCGUCAAGCGUGCGGGGGCGGAUCUCGGGAUCAUCGUGGACACGGACGUCGACAGAUCUGGGAUCGUCGACUCAAUGGGCAACCCCAUCAACUCGAACCGCUUCAUCGCCCUCAUGGCGGCCAUCACACUGCGCGACCACCCGGGCACCACCAUCGUCACCGACAGCGUCACCAGCAACGGGCUGACGGACUUCAUCGCCAGUUUGGGCGGGAAGCACUUCAGGUACAAGCGCGGCUACCGCAACGUGAUUAACAAGGGGGUGGAGCUCAACGCCGCGGGGGAGGACUGCCAACUCAUGAUGGAGACCAGCGGCCACGGGGCCCUGCGGGAGAACAGGCGCGUCCGGCCGUUCCCGCGCCUUUUGUAUCUGGAUGACGGCGCCUAUCUGGCGGUGAAGGCCGUCAUCGAGCUGGUCAACCUGCGUCUGGGGGGGUGUGACAUCACCAGCGGGGGGUGUGACCUCACCGCGCUGCUGAGGGGCCUCAAGGAGCCGGUUGAGGGCGCAGAGUUCCGCAUCAAGAUAAAGGACCCGGACUUCAAGCCUGUUGCUGCCAAGGUGCUGCAGGAGUUCAACGCCUGGGUGCAGUCCGGGGCGGGGGGGCGCCCCGAGUACAGGGUCUACGGGUUCGGGGUCUCGUGGCUGUUUUGA
Molecule: messenger RNA, 669 nt
Organism: Monoraphidium neglectum
Lineage: Eukaryota; Viridiplantae; Chlorophyta; Chlorophyceae; Sphaeropleales; Selenastraceae
Exons: 8
Coding region: 1-669 (222 amino acids)
Biological process (GO): carbohydrate metabolic process
Molecular function (GO): phosphomannomutase activity
Source: RefSeq, a predicted model, not a curated record